Molecule: messenger RNA, 1058 nt
Organism: Lampris incognitus (smalleye Pacific opah)
Lineage: Eukaryota; Metazoa; Chordata; Actinopteri; Lampriformes; Lampridae
Gene: apom
Product: apolipoprotein M
Exons: 6
Coding region: 355-930 (191 amino acids)
Biological process (GO): cholesterol efflux; high-density lipoprotein particle assembly; high-density lipoprotein particle remodeling
Cellular component (GO): very-low-density lipoprotein particle; high-density lipoprotein particle; low-density lipoprotein particle
Molecular function (GO): phospholipid binding; lipid carrier activity
Source: RefSeq, a predicted model, not a curated record
UUUACCGGGCAGAAGUACUAGUGCUAUUUGGUCACCGGCGCAGAUCAUCUGAUGGCGUGAGCAGAACUCCUGCAGAACUCCUGCAGUGGGCUGUUCUUACCCAGAACAAGCAGGGUGACUCGCUCCUGUUGGAACGAGUUUAUCCCACACACAUGGCACGCUAGAGGACGGAGAGACUCCUUAUUGGUGCGCGCCCACAAAGAUCAAGGACCUCGCAUUUGGUUAAUCAUUACCUGUCCACAUAUUCUAUAAAACCAACAGCCGUGGGACAAAGACCAAAUCCACAAGCUCUGCCGAGGGCGGUGACAACUUGUUCCAGGUACAUUUCCAAGUGUGGGUGUCCAGGCCACAGCUAUGGCACAGGAAGCGUGGUCCGUCCUCCUCCACGUGUACGGCUUGGUGUACCAGGCCCUGGUUCCAUGUGCCGUCCCUGAACUUCUGGCUGCCAGCAGUCUCAACAUCCAGCAGUAUUUGGGGAAAUGGUAUUUUGUGGCAGCGGUCAGUUCCCGGGAGGCUGACAUUCAUAUGUUCAGAGGAAUGGACAGCACAGUCUUUACUCUGGAGGAGACGGCAGUCAACAACACACUGCUGCUGACUGGAGUCAUGCGCAUUGGAGAUAAGUGCCAAAAUGCAACAUGGACCUAUCACAUUCAUCCUGAAAGAGAAGAAUUGGUACUGGCAGGAAAGCCUGAACGGAAGACCCUGUUGUGGAGCGGCGCUUGGCUGAACUGCUUGCAGUGCAUUAUUCUGCAAGAAACAGAGCCUCCAUUGAAAGACACUGACACAGAAGACAGCCUCGGCAGACACAUGCUCUAUGCUCGUCAGAGUAUGGUGGACCCUGCAGUGGUGAAAGCAUUUCAGACAAAAUCCUCCUGUAAUGAGAUGGAUGCAUUUGUCAGGCUACCUCAAGAAAAAGAGUUUUGCAUCUAGAUAUCAAUGCUAAGGUAAGCGCCAUUAUUAAAAAUUAUCUUUUCCCUUUUAUUUGUGAGAUCAUUUCUUCAUUAACUUCUCAUUAGAUUUUCAUUAUGUGGAUAUUUGUUUCUUUUAUUAAACCUCAC